UAUCACGCCAUCUGCUUUAUAAAAAGGGUUUUGCUAUACUGCAAGUCACUGUGAGUGUGAAGUUUCCCCCUGUACCUGCUAGCGAUCCGUCCCAGCAAACAUGCCUGAAUACACCAUUGUAUAUUUCAAUGUCCGAGGUCGCUGUGAAGCCAUGCGUAUGCUAAUGGCUGACCAGUGUUUGGAUUGGAAAGAAGAGGUGGUGACAUUUGAUACUUGGACGAAAGGAGACCUCAAAAAAGAAGCUGUAUUUGGCCAACUUCCAGGAUUCAAGGCUGGAGACUUCACCAUAUAUCAGUCAAAUGCCAUACUCCGCCACCUUGCUAGGAAUCAUGGUCUGUAUGGGAAAACUCCAAAUGAGGCUACACAGAUAGACAUGAUAAAUGAUGGAGUGGAGGAUUUCAGGUUGAAGUAUCUCCGUCUCAUUUAUCAAAACUAUGAAAAUGGAAAGGAAGAUUACAUAAAGGCUCUUUGCAAUGAACUUGGUCAUUUUGAGCGCAUACUUUCUAAAAAUAAUGAAGGAAAAGGCUUUCUUGUGGGAGAUCAGAUUUCCUUUGCAGAUUAUAACCUUGUGGACCUGCUCAGGAAUCACCAGGUGUUGGCUCCAGACUGCCUUUCAGGUUCCCCUCUCCUAUCUGCCUAUGUCACCCGCAUCUGUAGCCGUCCUAAGCUUGAAGCCUUCCUUGCCAGUGAUGCCCACAAGAACAGACCAAUCAAUGGCAAUGGCAAGCAGUGAAAUAUGUAAUUUGCUAUCAGGGCUGUGUCUACAACAAUGAGCAAAGAACAGAACAAGGCAAUAUUUUGACAUCUGAUGUUUGUUAAUAAAAAAAAAACAACAAUGUGCA
Rana temporaria (common frog) is the source of this 842-nucleotide messenger RNA. RefSeq names its product glutathione S-transferase P 1-like. The transcript is spliced from 7 exons. Gene Ontology annotation, cellular component: cytosol. Gene Ontology annotation, molecular function: glutathione transferase activity. Gene Ontology annotation, biological process: glutathione metabolic process. Lineage: Eukaryota; Metazoa; Chordata; Amphibia; Anura; Ranidae. The coding region runs from base 101 to 733 and encodes 210 amino acids. The record is from RefSeq and is a predicted model, not a curated record.